AUGAGCGAGAUUAGCGUUAAAGAAUAUGUGAAGCGACAGGAGGAACUGGAAGAUGAAGCAAAUAAACUGAUGCCAUAUGAUCCAAGCCAUUGCACUUAUUCCAUGGGCCCAAUUCGACAGCCAAUAUUCGCAUGUCGUACUUGCAACAGUAUAGGAGUGUGCUAUUCAUGCUCUAUUCAGUGUCACAGUACCUGUGACUUGGUGGAACUUUUCGAUAAGAGGAAUUUCAGUUGCGAUUGCGGUACAGAAAGGCAGUUUGAACACGGUGAGAAGUUCACACCUUGUAAUAUAAGAAAGAAUACUACACCAGAUAUACCAGACAUGAGUAACAGGUAUGGCCAGAAUUUCAAAGGGUUAUUUUGCUCUUGCCAUAGAGAGUAUGACCCGAAUACAACGACAACGAUGUUACAAUGCGUCCUUGGCUUGGAGUGCAAUGAGGACUGGUUUCAUGAUCACUGCAUUCUAGGGAUAGAAGAAAACCCAGACCCGGUUACAGAAGACAGAAAGCUACCAGGAUUCCCUGAACUGUCAAGUUUCGAAGGAUUUAUCUCAUGGGUUUGUAUUGACAAGUACAGCUCGAUAUUUGAAAAGCUUUUAUCACACGAAGCGUGUGAUAAAAUCAUAGCACAUAAAGUGUACAGGAGAGAUCUGGUAUCGGAUCAGAACUCCGAGGGAAUGACAUUGGAAAGUACCAAGAAAAGAGGGCUAGAAGAAAUGGAAAACUCUUCGGGUUCAUAUUCAUUAUUCUUGAAAGAAGGAUAUAGGGAAGAAUUUAAACGAUUAAGGGAUUCACUUCCAGAAGGUGACUCCUUGAAAAGCUUUUUCAUGCACACAGCACCAUUCCUCACUUGUGAAGAGAAAGUUUAUGAACCCCCGGAGGAACAAGAGCAAGGAUCUCUUGUAGAAAUGGGAGAAACGGCCCUAGCUCAAAACUUGUCUCAUCAGCAAACUCUAGCCAGUCUAGUCGCUUUCCAGCAAAUAAAAUCAAAACUAACAGAUUUCCUACGACCAUUUGCGGAAAACGAUAAGGUCGUUAGUGAAUCUGAUAUCAAGCAGUUUUUUGAUACUCAGAAAAAAUGA
Messenger RNA from Kluyveromyces lactis, 1080 nucleotides. RefSeq lists its product as uncharacterized. Gene Ontology annotation, molecular function: ubiquitin protein ligase activity; zinc ion binding. The record is from RefSeq and is a predicted model, not a curated record. NCBI's taxonomy places the organism in Eukaryota, Fungi, Ascomycota, Saccharomycetes, Saccharomycetales, Saccharomycetaceae. Bases 1 to 1080 code for a protein of 359 amino acids. Gene Ontology annotation, cellular component: cytoplasm. The transcript has a single exon.